Molecule: messenger RNA, 876 nt
Organism: Chlorella variabilis
Lineage: Eukaryota; Viridiplantae; Chlorophyta; Trebouxiophyceae; Chlorellales; Chlorellaceae
Exons: 9
Coding region: 1-876 (291 amino acids)
Molecular function (GO): oxidoreductase activity
Source: RefSeq, a predicted model, not a curated record
AUGGCUGGCCACCGCCCCUACACUCUCACUCCUUUGCCCGUGGGCGCAGAGGUGCACGGGAUUCAGCUGCAGCAGCCGCAGCCGGAUGAAGUGGUUCAACAAAUAAAGAGCGAUGUCACCAAGCACCGCCUGCUGGUGUUUCGAGACCAAGGCAUCAUGAGCGGCGAGCGGCAAGUGGAGAUCAGCAGCUGGUUUGGGGAGCUAGAAUCUACGUUUUACAAGCAUCCUUCCAGUCCGCACCCGGAUGUGUUCCGCGUGUCCAAUGAGCGAGCAGAGGGCUGCACAGAUGUGGGCAGGACCGGGUGGCACAUCGAUGGAUCUUUCCAGACCGCUCCGUUCAGCCACUCGCUUUACCACAUCGUGAGCUGCCCCACGCAGGGGGACACGGUGUUUGCGCCGCUGCACGAGAUCGUCGGCUCGCUGCCUGCGGAGCAGCGGGCCCGCUGGGACCGUCUAUGGAUGCUGAGCGACCGGCGGCACCGGCAGGCCAAGCCGCUGCUGUAUGAACAUCCGCUCUCGGGGCAGGACGCCAUGUGCUUCCACCUAGGCAUGACCGACGGUUUUGUGUGGGAUGUCGGCACGCAGCAGCAGCGGGUGGCGUCGGGGGCGGAGACGCGGGCGCUGCUGGAUGAGAUUCAUGGGGUCAUCACUAGCAGCUGCAGGCACCUGCUGUACUCGCACAAGUGGCGCCCCGGCGACUUCAUCAUCAGCGACAACCUGGCGCUGGGCCACGAGGCGGCGCCCGAGACGCAGCUGCCGCUGGAGCAGGUGGGACUGCGAAUCAUGCACCGAACAACAGUGAAGGGGCAGCACAUUCCCCGGAAGCGGCAGUUUCAGCGCGAGCUGCAAGAGCAGCAGCAGGCGGGAGCGGGAUAG